Molecule: messenger RNA, 1572 nt
Organism: Aspergillus pseudoviridinutans
Lineage: Eukaryota; Fungi; Ascomycota; Eurotiomycetes; Eurotiales; Aspergillaceae
Exons: 2
Coding region: 1-1572 (523 amino acids)
Source: RefSeq, a predicted model, not a curated record
AUGGCCGUCGAAAUCCUGGAUUUCCCCGUCGAGAUACUCGAAAUGAUCUUCUUCGAAGCCAUCCGUCCGUGGGAAGAUGACAUUGAUGAUAUUAUGGACUAUGAGACUGGCCUCUGUAUUGCUCUCACGUGCAAAAGAUUCAACCUCGUUGUUCGACAUGUGUUGUACCGCCGAAUCGAGCUGGGCACGCCAGAUCUUGAUCCCGUCAGCAAACCGGCUGAAGGACUGUUGCAGACUCUGUCCUUGUACCCUGAUUUGCAACCCACAUGCCAGUCCUUUCAAAUUUACCUCGGACAAGAAGCCUUUCAGCAAAAGACAUUCAAAACAAUCAGCAAACUGGUGUCUUUGCUUCAUCGCGUGCGCGUCUUCGAAGUUUCCUGGAGCAACGGUGGUCAUCCGUUGGCAUGGCUGCUACUCCUGAAAGCCAUACAGAUGAACACUCUGGAGGAGAUUCGAGCUGAUGACUACUUUGUACCCAGUGAAGAGGCAUUGGAGAUACGAAGGCGAGAUGUCUGGGCCGUGAGUAUGGCUGCUCUUGGGGACAAUAUUCCUGGAAAUGUUGCCGAUUUUCUCGACACUCAGAGUGAAAACGGAACACGCCCUGUUAUCAAGACCGUGAAAUUCAACGAUUUCAGCCAGUCCCCACGACUACUGCAGGAGAUCCUUACCUGGUUCACCGGACUCGAGCAUUUUGCCUUUACAUUCAAUCGCACGUAUGAUGGGAACUACACAUGGAACUACGUCAACCUCGGAGCGGCACUCGACCGUCACAAGGAGACGUUGAAGUCAAUUCUGAUCCGCCAGUGUGACCUUGACUGGGUUGGUCUCUUCGACCUGACAAGCUACACCAAUCUUAGAGUUCUCGAACUCACAUUCCACGACACCGUAGUUCCAUCACCCGAAGCUGCCGCGACCAGACUCCUUGCGCCGAAUUUGAAGCUAUUAGUGUUCGACUUCUGGACGGUCGUCCGCGAGAAGGCCAAAUACAACCUUAUUGAAAAGCGCGACGAAGAGUGGUUAGUGCAAUUCGGAGAACAUGCGUCCAAAGUACGAAAGUCUCUCCCCAGGGUGCACGCCAAAAUUGCCGCCUACGCGUUUCAAGGCACCGAGAGGGAGCUUUGGGACUCCCGCUGCACGUUUGAGGAUCUUGACAAUAUCCAGGACCAGCUGCAGGGCUACGGCAUUGAUUUUACGUUCGACGACCCUCCUGUCUCAAAAGAAGAAUUCCAGGAAUGGAUACGAGACAAGGAUGAAAUGGACUUGCUUGGGGGACUUUGGAGAUACAUGAACCGCUACGCUGCAUACCACUCAGACAAAUCAGAUUCCGGAUUUGAAUCUGAUACACUGGAUACCGGCGAACAUGACGAAGUGGCCCAGGAAUCUACAGACAAAUCGGAUACAGAGGAGGCGGAAGAAGAGACCCCAAACUUGAUCACGUUGUCCAGCAUUAAUGUAUCAAAUCUUGACGAACUUGCGCUUUUCAGCUUUCUGUGUCAUGAUAUUAUUGAAAUUUGUUGUCCUCUCCAUGAAACUAGGCGCAAGAUGUCUAAUUUGGCUAUUGGGAACGUGUAA